GCAAACCUCUGGUGUAGCACAAGGCUGAAGGGACGAGACUUCGAGGAGACAGGCUCAAACAUGAGGAUGUUAAUUCCUUCAGUUCUUUUGCUUACAGCAAAUUAUCUUUCAUUAGCAACCGUUGUCCUAGACUUUAAUCAUGUGGAGAGAUGUAAGGACUCCCUAUACAUGGGGACACCACCACGAGGAAUUGUAGACUUCAAGCUGAAGAAGAUCUGCCAGCGCUAUGCAGACAAACCUCGAUAUGUGACACUGUAUGAUCCUCAGAAACGGAUUCCAGUUUACUCAGCUUACACCUUUAAGAAAACAGAGGGAGACAGACGUGUGGACUACCCUUGGAUGUAUGAACCUCAGUUGGCAGAAAUUGAUGGAAAUGGGAACAUGUUGCCUUUCCCCACUGGCUACCUCCACAUGAAGUUUGAGGACAGCCAGGCAGUGCUAGAUGACUACUCUGACGUUGUCCUCUAUGAAAGAGGUCACUUAAAUCCAGACCAACACCAGUCCACUCCACACGACCGCGCUGCCACCUACACACUGACCAAUGUGGUGCCAGAGAUCAGAGAGUUCAACAUCGGACCAUGGCGCGAAUUCGAAGAGCGUAUCAGAGUGCGCCUUAACAACUAUUGCCGUGGCACUGCAUACAUCGUCACCGGGGUGACCACCAGAGGUAACAUGAUCCGUCGCAACAACCAGGAUCGUGUAGCCAUCCCAGAAGACAUAUGGUCCGCAUACUGCUGCACUGAGUAUGACCGCAACUCCCCUCAUGAUAUGCGCGUCCUCUUCCCAGCCCACGCAGCCUUGGCCAAGAAUGCCAAAGAAGGGAACAGUGUUCAUGAGAUGACGGUGCAGGAGCUGGAGAUGUAUCUGAAAAACCACAUGGAUGUUGACCAGAACCUCCAGAUCUUCUAUGAUAACUGCAUCUCUCCCUCACCUCUUCCUCUUUACCUUCAACACACUAUCUGAGAGAUUUCCAAUUGGCCACUUAUUAAAAAAUAUAUAUAUUUAAAAAGUUAUCACUAUCAUUAAGUUAUCACUAUCACUAAAGAGCUACAUUAUCUUUUGAUUGCAUGAAGAUUUGAAGGUGAAUUUGUUUUUCAACAUCACUCUAUUUUGUUUGAGACCAAUGAGAUGAUAAUGUUGUGUAGGAGGUGAUGUGGAUUAAGAUAAUAAACAAUU
Cyprinodon variegatus (sheepshead minnow) is the source of this 1176-nucleotide messenger RNA. RefSeq names its product endonuclease domain-containing 1 protein-like. The record is from RefSeq and is a predicted model, not a curated record. Bases 61 to 963 code for a protein of 300 amino acids. Gene Ontology annotation, molecular function: metal ion binding; hydrolase activity; nucleic acid binding. Lineage: Eukaryota; Metazoa; Chordata; Actinopteri; Cyprinodontiformes; Cyprinodontidae. The transcript is spliced from 2 exons.